This is a messenger RNA of Arvicanthis niloticus (Nile rat), 4708 nucleotides long. It is a transcript of the gene Inka2, whose product is annotated as inka box actin regulator 2. Gene Ontology annotation, cellular component: nucleus. The record is from RefSeq and is a predicted model, not a curated record. Lineage: Eukaryota; Metazoa; Chordata; Mammalia; Rodentia; Muridae. Gene Ontology annotation, molecular function: protein kinase binding; protein serine/threonine kinase inhibitor activity.
GGGGCCGAGAGCCGCGGCGGCGGGGGACGCGACUCUAAGUCCCCACGCUGGAGCUGGAGCGCAGCUCUGCGCAGAUAGGGGCGCGGAGCGCUCUGAGAACCCUACUUUCUCGUGAGCCCGAGCCCGGCAAAUGGGCGAAUGAGGAAGGAGAGCAGGGACAUGGACUGCUAUCUGCGUCGCCUCAAACAGGAGCUGAUAUCCAUGAAGGAGCUGGGGGAUGGCUUACAGGAUCAGAUGAACUGCAUGAUGGGCGCACUUCAAGAACUGAAGCUCCUACAAGUGCAGACAGCAUUGGAACAGCUGGAGAUCUCUGGAGGCACGCCCACCUUCAGCUGCCCUGAGAGCUCACAGGAACAGCCUGAGUGCCCUCACUGGCAGGGUAGUGGAGGUCCUGCUGGGCCUGCUGCCUGUCCCUCCUCCAGCCAACCAUCUUUUGACAGCAGCCCCAAGUUUCCAUGCCGUAGGAGUGUCUGUGGGAAGGAGCUGGCUGUCCUUCCCAAGACCCAGCUGCUGGAACACCAGAGCUGUACCCAACAGGGGACAGAGUGGGUGGAGCCAGAUGACUGGACCUCCACAUUGAUGUCACGAGGCAGAAAUCGGCAGCCUUUGGUGUUGGGGGACAAUGUUUUCGCAGACCUGGUGGGCAACUGGCUAGAUUUACCAGAACUGGAAAAGGGUGGGGAGAAAGGUGAGACUGGGGGAUCCAGUGAGCCCAAAGGAGAAAAAGGCCAGUCCAGAGAUCUGGGUCGUAAGUUUGCCCUUACUGCAAACAUUUUUAGGAAGUUCUUGCGUAGUGUGCGGCCUGACCGAGACCGGCUGCUUAAGGAGAAGCCAGGCUGGAUGACACCCAUGGCCUCUGAGUCACGAGCAGGACGCUCGAAGAAAGUCAAGAAGAGGAGCCUUUCUAAGGGCUCAGGACGGUUCCCUUUCUCAAGCACAGGAGAGCCCAGACAUAUUGAAACCCCUGCCACAAGCAGCCCCAAGGCCUUAGAACCCUCCUGUAGGGGCUUUGACAUGAACACAGCUGUUUGGGUCUGAAUUUGAGAGAUGCUCUCUGAACCUAAAAUGCAGACUCGUGAGGGCCUUGGGGGAGAGGGAGGGCAGAUGGCAUGGUCUUCAGGCCAGAUGCAAGUUCCCAUCCUCAAAAGAAAGAAAGCAAGCAGAAUUCUUAGGCCUCGGUAGAACAGUGGAGAGAGGCUGUCACAGGCCAGGCUGAGCUGAGUCCUGGGAGAGUAUGUGUGUAUUUGUGUGUAUUUGUGUGUGUGUGUGUGUGUGUGUGUGUGUGUGGUGUUGUGUUUUUUUUUUUGUUUGGUUUUUGUUUGUUUGUUUGUUUGAGGCUGGAUGUGACAAUAGUUGGGAGAGGCAGGAAAGGAGUCCAGGACAAGCCUAUGAUAUUCCUCCAUUACCUUCCCAAGAUCUUAUUUGAACAUUCUAUAUGGAAAGGGGAAUUGAGCCCUCAGGUUUCCCAGAGGAACUCCCAAUAAAGACCUGUCUCAGGGACCACCAACUAUUUUAAUGGUCUGCUUCCCUCCAAGGCACUGCUACAGACAAGGGUUUGAUUGUUUUUAAAGGGUUGGUAUCUCAGAAUGGAGCACCAGAAAGAGGAAAAUCCCUACUCACAGCCCUUCCGAGGACCAAGAUUCAGUCCAUAGCUGGAUGCUGACGACCCAGAAAAAAGCAGAAUGAUUUGUGUGUGUGUGUGUGUGUGUGUGUGUGUGUGUGUGUGUGUGGUGAGGAAGCCUGAGAUGCUCCCAGAUCUACAAAGUGCAUAGGAGAAGCAAUGUGCCUUUACCCAGGUGUUGUCUCAUGAGUCCAAGUAGGCAUGCCCAACCAGCAUGACAGUCCAUAAAGCAGCAAUCUCUGAGAACACACUGGGCUGCCAGGAGGCAAACAAGUCAGGCCAAUCUCAUGGUUAUCAAUGGACCCUAGAGUCACACACUGCCCGAGCCAGCAGUGAGAGCCCAUCCUGACCCCCUGUCACCUGCCUUAAUGCUCCUGCAGGGCAGCAGAUGGUUGGGACGAACUCAGAAAUAAUACCCACACAUUUAGAAAAAUUCUUAGUCUACAUCUCAUAGUCAGUCAGUGAACUGGACACAUCUAUUCUCAUCACCCUGGAAAUCAACACGAGACCCUCAGGGUGGGGUUAAUGUCAGGCACUUCGUAUAAUGAGCAGACAUGCAAGCCUGGGUCCAUAGAGGAUCCAUCUCAGCCCCCACCCCUUAGCCAGGAGAGAACAAAGUAGGCCCCCUGUUCAAGCCCAGCUACCCCGAGGGUGCCUUAGCUCCUCCUUUGACCCCUCCUGCAGACCCAGCUCAGCUUGAUGGGGUGUGACAACUGCAAUUAGAGGCAAGCCGCCUGCUGCCCUCAGAGCAUUAAGAGCAAAUUGAAGAAGAAAAAUAACAAGAGAAGCUCUUCUGCCUGCAGUCUAGACCCCCAGAGGACUGAGAGGAGGACGGGAGAGCUCAAGGGAUAGGCAUGGGAAGUAACAGUAACAGUGGGAAGGGUCGCUGCAAGUUCCCAUGAAGUUAAAUGACAGAUGGUCUUUUUGUUUUGUUUUUUUUUAAAGUGGGAUUUUUUUUUUUUUAAUCUGUAGCUUUUUGCCAGGCAAUGUGCCUAUCGAUUUCAAAACAAUUAAUCAAUGGGGUCAAAGGGUCCUGGCAUGCAAGAUGCCCCCAUCAGGCUGCUCCAAAAGGAAAGCAGUUUCCAGCUCAAAUCCACGGGCAUCAGGCCUAUCUACUUUGGCCUGGUGUUUGUCAGCGGGGCUCACUCUUUCUGGUCAAGCAGGUCCUUGUCCAUUCUGUCUCCGUUGAACUUUCUGUCUCUGGUGAAGGAUGAUCAGUGAGCUGCCUCUGAUGGCUGCUGCAGUGUGUGUGGAGGAGGAACAUGUGAAAACCCCAUAUCCUGACUCCUGAAGGGUGGCACACUCAACAAAUCAGUCAAGAGGGCACGGACUGUGAUGGCAUGGGAAGCCAACUCACUGCUUCAUCAUCCAUGGGCAACUCGCUUGUUUUGUGGACUAGUCAUAGUUCACAUCAUUUAAAUCAACUAACACGACAGCCUCCUCGCUUGUCUGGGCACUGUAACAGAAGGUGAGAACUCAGCGAAGGGAAAGAAACCAGCUGCUGGCCUCCAUUGCUACCAAGGCACACAAAGAAAUGCAGUUCACCACCACCUGGCUAGAAAAGAGUCAAGGGACCAAUACAAAACAAUUCGGAAGUAAUUUUGGCUUCUAAGAUAAUCCACAGGUGUCAGGCACCUUUGCCGUUUUUAUUUUUCUUUGCCUCUUUUAUUUUUUUUUCUUCUUUAUACUUUUAUUUUUUUAAUUUUUUUUUUGUUUGCUACACCCAGGAAAUGGUUGCUCAUUUUACCAGAAUAGGCUCAGAGAAGUUAGCUCUUUCAAGGCCACAGAAUACAAAGCUGGGAUUGAAUCAAUUUGUAAUCGACUUCCAAUCUUGUGUUCAUGCUACCUGGCAAACUGUCCAUAUUUGCUCCGCAGCCAGACCAACAAUAACAUUUGUCUCCUGAGAUUAUCCAUGUCUCUUCAUGAUUGACAAGUGGCAUGCUCAUUACCCAUUGGAGGAGUUUUGCCUGGGUCUCAAAGAGGCUGAUAGAACAUCCCAACUACUACGUCGUCAUGCUUGGCUGAUGAAACCUUACGGUGACUCAACCUCAUAUAACUUUUACCUUUCUGUCCGCAUCCUUGGCUCUUGCUGAGACAGUGAUAGAGAGUAUUCUACUGAAGUGGAGAACAGAAAUGCUCUGGCCUUGGUGCUGUGGCCUGCGGGGCCACAUGGCGGGGAUGGAGAUAGUGAAAAUAGGCAGAGAGAAACUGACAGCUUAAUUCUGCCUCUUGGGCUCAUUUUAUGGUUAAUUAGGACAAGUAAAUAAGCUGGAAGCUCAUUUAAUACCUUCCUGGCAUCGAGACCUGCCCCACACCUGACCUAAGUCCUUGGUAGGCCUCUAGUUGGCCUAAGCAUCUUCUCAGGGAUCUACCUGCCUCUCUGCACCCCUGUCUGUGGUCAGUCUGUUAGUCAGUCUGUAGAUAUUCUCCAACCGCAGCAUCUACUGGACGAUCCCCUCCCUGCAGGCCACAGUUGGUACAGCCUGCCAGAUCUCCGUUUUCUCUUUACUGGUAUAAUCUCUUUCUUCUCUCCGUGCUCUUCUGUAGCCUACCCUCAGGAUGAUCUCUAACCCAAACUAAUCCUGAGGAACAGACACUUAGCUCGGUUUCACCUACUAUGCUCACCUGUUCCCAGAGUCUCCAUAGGAGAGGGCCCUUUCUUUUUCAAGUCACCCCAAUAUUCUCUGCAGGAUAAAAUCAAGAGUCCAACCUGUCUGUGGAACUGGGGCCUGUCUGCAGCUUCCUUGGAGAAGUGUCCACUCACCUCAGGUGAUCUCUCCAGCCAGGACACUUUGGUGUUUUGCCCAGCACCAGUAUUUUCAUGAAUUCCUGAUCUGGAGUCAAAUAGAUAGGAAUCAAGACCUGGGCCUUUUACGUGGGAGCCUGAGCAUGUGGCCUGACCUGCUGGAGGCUCCUCUGCUCUUGUAUGAAACAGAAAUGCUGUCAGGCACACAGCACAACACACCAGUAGUGAAAAACACUGUUCCCAACACACAGGUUUCACAGAAAAGGCACUACCCACCCAUCUCCCGCCUAAGCAUGGACAAAGCUGAAAAUAAACAGUGCUUACUGGUGUUCUAAAGAGUA